Molecule: messenger RNA, 1248 nt
Organism: Ramularia collo-cygni
Lineage: Eukaryota; Fungi; Ascomycota; Dothideomycetes; Mycosphaerellales; Mycosphaerellaceae
Exons: 1
Coding region: 1-1248 (415 amino acids)
Source: RefSeq, a predicted model, not a curated record
AUGCUUCCCUCCUGCCCGCCCGUCGCCCCGUCGUCUCUCCCUGGAGCAAGCUCGACUCCAGCAACAGCAGCAGCCACCACGCCAUCCAUCAACGCUCUAGACGAGCAACAAGUAGUCGCGACAUCGAGCUCCACCACCCCGACCAUCCACCGCGGAAACGCGGCAUUCACCGCUCUCUCGAAACUAGACAUGUUCACCCCCUCAAUGAUUCUGGCUUUAAUAUAUAAAAACAACAGAAUCAGCUGCACCAUCUCCGGCUUUGUCGCCUCUCAUCCCAUCAUCGAUGAGGCGCUACAAACGCGCGUUCAAGCAAACAUGCAAACUCUCCAGCAGGAUAUCUUGGGUGCUGCCGUUGAGAGUUCCGUUUUGAUCAAAAUUGCCAUGCGGAUCGGACAUCUUAGGACGAAAGAUGGGAAUUCGGCGAUUAUACCUAGUCGAUUGGUGCAUGUUGUUAUGGCUCUGUUUGAUUUCGGCAGCGUGGACAACGUUGCUGUGGAGAUUCGGAGAGCUGAGGUGGGACUUGUGACGAUUGGAAUCCGAGGGUUGAAGUGGAGGGAUUUGAGCAAGUUUUCUUUGGAGUGCUGUCGGGGAUUCAAGGAGAGUUUUACUAAAGAUGGGAAGAUGACUGCUGCGGAACAGAGGUAUUACGAUGAGAUGCCUCCUAUGGUGGGGUUGGAGGAUAUCUUCGACGACGAUGAGGAAGAUGGAGACGGUGAUGUGCAUCUGCCCAUCGAUGCCACGCUAUCCGUCACGUCGGACGAGUCGCUCAGACGCGACUCUCUCAUGGAAGACUCCCCACAACCUCCUCCCUGCUCCAACUCCGAUUACGCGCGAAAGCGCGCAGACCCUGACCUUCCUUCGAUCAGCGACUUGAAAGAAGCUCGUACUACGAAUGACUGGACCUCCGUCACCAAAAAGUCCCUUCGUGCUUUCUUGGACCAUGGGGGGGAGCAUCGGACGUGGCAUACCCCCAAAGCUUCACUCGUUGUUGUUGCUGCUGCGAUUCUGGAUCAGAAGUAUGCCACAGAUGAGGAGGGGGGGGAGGAGAGCUGGGAGGAGGCGGAUGAUGAGGAGGAAAGUGGAGAGGAGGAGGAUGGAGAAAUUGAAGACGCGAUGGAGCAGCAAGUGGAGACGCGAUCGGGCUUUAUCUUGAAAUUGAAGAAUCCGGAUUUCCCGAUGAAGAAGAAGAAGAUCGUUAAGCACGUUCAUUGGGAGGAUGGAGGGGAGAGUACGGAUGUGGAUGAGUAG